Salvia hispanica is the source of this 813-nucleotide messenger RNA. Lineage: Eukaryota; Viridiplantae; Streptophyta; Magnoliopsida; Lamiales; Lamiaceae. The record is from RefSeq and is a predicted model, not a curated record.
AUGUCAUUGAAGAAUGCUGUCCUCCCACCUUCCAUUGGGAAUUUGUCGACUUCUCUUGUUAGUUUUACGAUGGUUCAUCCCGGCAACGUUGGGAAGUUGAAGCAACUCGGGAAGCUCUACCUUUAUGAUAACAAGCUUGGAGGAUAUAUCCCUACUGAUGUUUGCAAUAUGAGUGAAUUGAUGGAGCUUUUCUUGGGUGGGAAUAAGCUAACUGGUCCAAUACCUGAAUGUUUGGGGGAUGUUAAAUCUCUGAGAAGAGUUUGGCUUGAUUCGAACAAGUUGAAUUCCACGCUUCCUUCAAACUUGGUGAAUCUUCCGGAUCUUUUAGAACUAAGUAUGUCUUCAAACAAUUUCACUGGUCGGAUACCAUAUGAGAUAGGAAGGUUGAAGGCUGUCUACACGUUGGACUUGUCGUCUAACAUGUUUUCAGGCUCUAUUCCCAGCGAAAUCGAAGCUUUGGGGAAGCUCAAGGUGUUGGAGACAUUGGAUCUUUCUAACAAUCAUCUUUCUGGUUUAAUACCUGACUUGUUGGGGAAGCUUGAUCUUGACUUCUUUAAUGUGUCGUGUAAUCGAUUGGAAGGGAGAAUUCCUGGUGGUUUUUCCAAUAUUAGUGCUCAGUCAUUUGUGAACAACUCUGGCCUUUGUGGUGUGGAAAGAUUUCAAGUGCCAUCUUGCAAGGGAAGUCAUUCAUCGAAGAGUUUUGGUGUAAUAAUGAAAUAUGUUGUUCCUCCCUUUGUUGCAUUUAUGAUUGUGGUGGUUGGCAUACACAUUGUCAUAAGAAGAUGGAGGGUGCCUCAAGAGAAAACCAACUAA